AGUUGAAAAGAGGCAUAACUCUAAAAAUAUUCAUAGCUGCUUUCAGAAUAGUGCCUCUUGUAUUUCAACUGUCCCUUGCCAUAACAAACAAAGAUUUCACCUUUUUGCCAAUGCAUGGACAUGAUAUUACUGUACUGGCAUCAUAAAAUCACCAGUUGCACACUGUGGCAUGACAUUCCCUUGUAUGUACAUGUAGUGAAGGACCUUUUAUAUAUCACGGCUAUGAGACUUACUUUAAUUAUGGUUCACAUACAGUGAUACUGGAAUUUAACUUAAGAAACUAGAAAUACAUGACUGGUAUUAAGAAAGAAGAAGAUCAAGCAAGUUGUUCAAGAUGAAGUUUGAUGAUAUACUACAUGAGCUGGGGGAGUUUGGUUUCUACCAGAAACGGUUGUAUCUGUUACUAUGUAUACCUGCCAUCAGUGUAGGCUGUUAUAUGAUGGGGAAUAUCAUCUUACUUUAUACACCAGACCAUAG
Ruditapes philippinarum (Manila clam) is the source of this 477-nucleotide messenger RNA. RefSeq names its product organic cation transporter protein-like. The record is from RefSeq and is a predicted model, not a curated record. Lineage: Eukaryota; Metazoa; Mollusca; Bivalvia; Venerida; Veneridae.